AGCGUUUACAAAAUAAAGAGAAACAUGAUUAAGGGUAAAAUUGAACACUGAAAUGGUUAUUAAGUGCAGUCAUAGAACUUACAAAGUACUUAUGGGUCUUAUCCACUAAGUUUAUACAGCUUUCGUACUUUGACCUUAAUACGUUACUUAUAUAUAAAGCAAAGGCGAAAUAUAAUCCAAGAUGGCGGCAGUAAGGUCGAAACGACCGUGGAGAUGGAAAGACAUUCUUUCUAAUACAACAUGGUUCAGCGUUGUCCUUUGUUUUAUCACGUCGACGCUGAUUAACUCUGACGCUCUCAACUAUAUCGUCUUUAAGGAGAAACUGGGUGAAGGCACUGGAUGCACCGAUGGUACCGGAGCAGAAAGAACUCAUCUGGACGAAUGGUCCACUGCAUCAGGAUCUUGUGACAGAUACAUUUGUUUUCAUGGAGUUGCAGCCAACUUUGUCAUCUCACACACGUGCCAGGAGCUGGGGGUGAAUGAGAACCCAGACACCACUAACUGCGAAGAGACAGCCGACACUGCCCAAGCAUUUCCGGGAUGCUGCCCCGUCUUGGAGUGUUCUGAUAGAGAGCCUGUCGUUGCGCCAACAUUUCCAGCAUGUUACGACAUCUCGUCCAACUAUUCAUGCACCAUAUGGAACGUCCUGGGUGGCUGUUCUUCUACCUCAAACCUCUAUAACUUCACUAGCGAGUUCUGUCAGCUGACCUGUGGGUUCUGCUAACAGGCUGGUCAAUUCAAUGAUGACAGACUACUACUACAGUAUGUGUGCAGGACAAUCAACCGUGCUAUAGACACUUAAAAGAAUAUCAGGAUCUUAUUUCCGUCCAUAUACAAUUAUAUAUGUAUAUAUAUUUUAUAAAUGA
This is a messenger RNA of Owenia fusiformis, 866 nucleotides long. The record is from the annotation of a GenBank genome assembly. Lineage: Eukaryota; Metazoa; Annelida; Polychaeta; Sabellida; Oweniidae.